GUAACUUGUACCGCGCUUAGUUCACCGCGCACUCUGGAUCCGUCGAGACCUCUGCUCGCACAAGAACGUUCUGCAGCAUGUUUCAGAAGCUGGCCGAGGAUUACGAGAAAUUGAAGCGAUAUGUGAAAUGGCUUUACGUGCUCUACGAGCUCAACACACAGAUCGCCAUCUGUGAGCCCUGGGAGAAAGUGUUUUGCCACGUACUCCUUGGUAGCUGUCUUUCCCUUCUCCUGUACGCCUCCUAUGCCUUUGUGCCGGGAUAUUGUCUCACGCUGAUUAAGCUGCUGUGUCCAGCCUCUGGCGUACUCAGCCACGCCCACCCAUGUAAUAUUAAUUCCGAUGUUGUCUGCGGCAACGAAAGUGACGCGUUUUUAACCUAAUCUUAACUGUAGAUUAUCUUUUAUAAUAAAUUAUUUCAAACGUAA
Messenger RNA from Drosophila guanche, 425 nucleotides. RefSeq names its product serine palmitoyltransferase small subunit B. The coding region runs from base 78 to 380 and encodes 100 amino acids. The record is from RefSeq and is a predicted model, not a curated record. The transcript is spliced from 2 exons. Lineage: Eukaryota; Metazoa; Arthropoda; Insecta; Diptera; Drosophilidae.